Molecule: messenger RNA, 451 nt
Organism: Mesocestoides corti
Lineage: Eukaryota; Metazoa; Platyhelminthes; Cestoda; Cyclophyllidea; Mesocestoididae
Source: the annotation of a GenBank genome assembly
GUCACUAUUUCCCCUGACGGUACUCUGUGCGCCAGCGGUGGCAAGGACGAACAGGCCAUGCUCUGGGACCUCGCUGCACGCAAGUACUUGUACACUCUGCCAAGCGGAGCUGAAAUCAACGCGCUUUGCUUCUCCCCGACGCGGUACUGGCUCUGCGCAGCCGCCGGCCCCUCAAUCAAGAUCUGGAAUCUCGAGGAUAAAGUUCUUGUCGAGGAUCUCAGGGUCGAGCCCGCUGUUACCAGCGAGUCCAAAAAGCGUCCCAAGCCCCCAGUGUGCACGUGCCUGGCUUGGUCUGCGGACGGAUCUACCCUCUUCGCUGGCUACACCGACAGCCGUAUUCACGUUUGGCAAUUCAUGCAUUGUGCUAGCUAAAUCAUUAUUAAAUAACAUGGCUUUCUGGUAUGUUUCUUACUUGCGUUGGCUCGUCUUUGGUUUAAGUAAGCACGCGUAG